Messenger RNA from Ochotona curzoniae (black-lipped pika), 3775 nucleotides. It is a transcript of the gene ATP2C1, whose product is annotated as ATPase secretory pathway Ca2+ transporting 1. Bases 400 to 3351 code for a protein of 983 amino acids. The transcript has 28 exons. NCBI's taxonomy places the organism in Eukaryota, Metazoa, Chordata, Mammalia, Lagomorpha, Ochotonidae. Gene Ontology annotation, cellular component: Golgi membrane; endoplasmic reticulum; plasma membrane. Gene Ontology annotation, molecular function: ATP hydrolysis activity; ATP binding; P-type calcium transporter activity. Gene Ontology annotation, biological process: calcium ion transmembrane transport; intracellular calcium ion homeostasis; manganese ion transport. The record is from RefSeq and is a predicted model, not a curated record.
CCUCAGGAGAGGCAGUGGCUUCGGAAAGUCACCAGCUAGCUGAUAUUAACAUAGCCCACAACAGAACGCUGUUGCUAGAAAUAGGACUGUGACACUACUCCCAGUAGGCGAUUUGCAUUCUGUGGACCGGCCCCUCUGAAUUCCUCCUGGCUCCUUUGCCCUUUCGGGCACAGCAUUGCUGGACGCUGCCAGGCAGCAUUCCCACUUGGCUGUCUGGGUUCACCAGGAACUCCACCCCAAUAGAGGAAGCUGUGAGGAGAGGAACAUUUGCCUUGCUUGCAGGGAAGUGGCUCUCGGCUACCAACCAAUCUUCAGGCAUCUAAGGCAUCUCCGAGUUUUUGGGUUUCCUAUGAUCGCUGACCAAGAAGGGCAGACAAAGAUCCUCCCGCUUUCCUCACUAUGGAUAAUCUGUUGCCUCCAUCUAAGCUCUCUUAUUUCAAGAAACACCCUCUCCACGCCAUUAGGAGGUAUUUGGCCACGCUGCGAAGCCAGAGAGCGGAAGAACAGGUUGCACGUUUUCAAAAACUACCUAAUGGUGAAAAUGAGACAAUGAUUCCUGUAUUGACAUCCAAAAAAGCAAGUGAAUUACCAGUCAGUGAAGUUGCAAGCAUUCUCCAAGCUGAUCUUCAGAAUGGUUUAAACAAGUCUGAAGUUAACCAUAGGCGGGCCUUCCAUGGCUGGAAUGAAUUUGACAUCAGUGAAGAUGAGCCACUGUGGAAGAAGUAUAUUUCCCAGUUUAAAAACCCCCUUAUCAUGCUGCUUCUGGCUUCUGCAGUCAUCAGCGUCUUAAUGCAUCAGUUUGAUGAUGCCGUCAGUAUCACUGUGGCAAUACUUAUUGUUGUUACAGUUGCCUUUGUUCAGGAAUACCGUUCAGAAAAAUCUCUCGAAGAAUUGAGUAAACUUGUACCACCAGAGUGCCACUGUGUACGUGAAGGCAAACUGGAGCAUACGCUUGCCCGAGACUUGGUUCCAGGCGACACCGUCUGUCUGUCUGUCGGUGACAGAGUUCCUGCCGACUUACGCUUGUUUGAGGCUGUGGAUCUUUCCAUCGAUGAAUCCAGCUUGACCGGAGAGACAACCCCUUGUUCCAAAGUCACAGCCCCUCAGCCGGCUGCGGCUAAUGGGGCUCUGGCAUCCAGAAGCAACAUCGCCUUCAUGGGAACUCUGGUCAGGUGUGGCAAAGCAAAGGGUAUUGUCAUUGGAACAGGAGAAAAUUCUGAAUUUGGGGAAGUUUUUAAAAUGAUGCAAGCAGAAGAGGCACCAAAGACUCCCUUGCAGAAGAGCAUGGACCUCCUGGGCAAGCAGCUCUCGUUCUACUCCUUCGGGAUAAUAGGUAUAAUCAUGUUGGUUGGCUGGUUACUAGGAAAAGACAUCCUGGAAAUGUUUACUAUUAGUGUGAGUUUGGCUGUAGCAGCAAUUCCUGAAGGUCUCCCCAUUGUGGUCACCGUGACACUGGCCCUUGGGGUUAUGAGAAUGGUGAAGAAAAGGGCCAUUGUGAAAAAACUGCCUAUUGUUGAAACCCUGGGCUGCUGUAAUGUGAUUUGCUCAGACAAAACUGGCACAUUGACAAAGAACGAAAUGACUGUAACACACAUAUUCACUUCAGAGGGUCUACAUGCUGAGGUCACUGGUGUUGGCUAUAAUCAAUUUGGAGAAGUGAUCGUUGACGGUGACGUCGUUCAUGGGUUCUAUAAUCCAGCUGUUAGCCGAAUUGUUGAGGCGGGCUGCGUGUGCAAUGAUGCCGUCAUUCGAAACAACACUCUGAUGGGGAAGCCGACAGAAGGCGCCUUGAUCGCCCUUGCAAUGAAGAUGGGCCUCGAUGGCCUUCAGCAGGACUACAUCCGGAAAGCGGAGUACCCGUUCAGCUCGGAGCAGAAGUGGAUGGCUGUUAAAUGUGUGCACCGAACCCAACAGGACAGACCAGAGAUUUGUUUUAUGAAGGGCGCUUAUGAGCAGGUGAUUAAGUACUGCACCACAUACCACAGCAAAGGGCAGUCCUUGAUGCUGACGCAGCAGCAGAGAGAUCUGUACCAAGAGGAGAAGGCGAGAAUGGGCUCAGCAGGGCUCCGAGUUCUUGCUUUGGCGUCUGGCCCUGACCUGGGACAGCUGACAUUUCUUGGCUUGGUGGGAAUCAUCGAUCCUCCCAGAACUGGCGUGAAAGAAGCUGUUACAACUCUCAUCGCCUCGGGAGUGUCCAUCAAAAUGAUCACCGGGGACUCGCAGGAGACUGCCGUCGCAAUCGCAAGUCGUUUGGGAUUGUAUUCUAAGACUUCCCAGUCGGUUUCUGGAGAAGAAAUAGAUGCCAUGGAUGUCCAACAGCUCUCACAGAUUGUGCCCAAGGUUGCAGUGUUUUAUAGAGCUAGUCCCAGGCACAAGAUGAAAAUUAUUAAGUCUCUACAAAAGAACGGGUCGGUUGUAGCCAUGACGGGGGAUGGAGUGAACGAUGCAGUUGCCCUGAAGGCUGCGGACAUCGGCGUUGCGAUGGGGCAGACGGGCACAGACGUUUGCAAAGAGGCCGCAGACAUGAUCCUUGUGGAUGACGACUUCCAAACCAUCAUGUCUGCAAUUGAAGAGGGUAAAGGGAUUUAUAAUAACAUUAAAAACUUCGUUAGAUUUCAGUUGAGCACGAGUAUAGCUGCAUUAACUUUAAUCUCAUUGGCUACAUUAAUGAACUUUCCUAACCCUCUGAACGCCAUGCAGAUCUUGUGGAUUAAUAUUAUUAUGGAUGGACCCCCAGCUCAGAGUCUUGGAGUAGAGCCGGUGGAUAAAGAUAUCAUCCGCAAACCUCCUCGCAACUGGAAGGACAGCAUUUUAACUAAAAACUUGAUACUCAAAAUUCUUGUUUCAUCAAUAAUUAUUGUCUGUGGGACUUUGUUUGUCUUCUGGCGUGAGCUGCGAGACAACGUGAUAACCCCUCGGGACACGACCAUGACUUUCACAUGCUUUGUGUUUUUUGACAUGUUCAAUGCACUGAGCUCCAGAUCCCAGACCAAGUCUGUGCUGGAGAUCGGACUCUGCAGCAACAGAAUGUUCUGCUACGCCGUCCUCGGGUCCAUCAUGGGCCAGCUGCUGGUCAUCUACUUCCCGCCGCUGCAGAAGGUCUUCCAGACCGAGAGCCUGAGCGUCCUGGACCUUUUGUUUCUUGUGGGUCUCACCUCGUCCGUGUGCAUCGUGGCAGAGAUCAUUAAGAAGGUGGAACGGAGCCGGGAGAAGAGCCGGAAGCACACUGGCUCGACGCCAGCGUCCUUUCUGGAAGUCUGGCUCUGGGAGAGGAGAGGACAGCAGCUGGUUGAGAUACACCCCCAUCUGGAGACAGCACUGCCACUGACAGAAGACGUGAGCCGUGUCUAGAUCCAGUCCCGGGCCCGGCCGCACCUGCUCCUUCAGGCUCUGCAGCUCUGCGUGCAGCCUCCUAGCGCCAGCCUGCCGCAGCCGCUCCUCACCUAGAGAGACCAGCCACAGGCACGGUCCUGAAAGGACCGCUCCCAGCUGUCGUCUUCCUCCACAGAACACAAAUUCCACCAAGAAGAAAAUUAGUUUAAAGACCCGAAAGUGUUUUUUCUUCUGAUUUCAUAAUUGCCUUGCUGAACACACUGAAAUCUUUAUACUGAAAUGCCUUUUUUUUUAUGAUGAUGUUUUGUGCAACCCCAAGUCAUUUUUUUUCCUUGAAGUGAGAUCUCUUGCCCUGACCCAUUAACCUUCAACGUGUCUGCAUGUGGCUUCUCCAAACUCUAGUUCUGUGUCUAUGGAAAAUACAAACAGCUAUUAAAUCCCA